Pseudonaja textilis is the source of this 2404-nucleotide messenger RNA. Lineage: Eukaryota; Metazoa; Chordata; Lepidosauria; Squamata; Elapidae. The record is from RefSeq and is a predicted model, not a curated record.
UGAGAAGAGACCGACAGGCUGGAAGGAGCCUGCAAGCUGAGAAACGCAAACCGGAUCGGGAAAAAGGAAGGGAUCCACUGGGGAGGACAUGGAUUCCGCAGGACAGGGCGGAGAAUUACUGGUGGCGGGGCCAGAAUAAGCGGACACUGAAGGUGGGUCAAUUCCCACGCAACACGGUGACUUCCGUGGCGGGAUUGUCCGCCCACGACAUCAGCCAGCCGCUCAAGAACAGCUUCAUCCACACGGGCCAUGGUGACACCAACCCUCAGCAGAGCUGGGGCUUCCCCGAUAAGAUUGAUGAUUUGUACCUGGGAAAUCCCAUGGACCCCCCGGAUGUCCUAGGUUUGGAUCUGAACACAGCUAGGCCGACGCAGCUCCCAGGAAGGACAAAAAGACAGCCGCCACCUCGGCCGCCCCAGCCUUCGAUCCUUCUCAAGCAGCCCUUGUACGACCCAGUGAACGAGGAAGAGCCCCCCCUGGCGAUCAGCCUCAAGCAACUUUGCCUGAAAAAGAAAGCCGGUUCGGGGGUCCGAGGAGGCCUGCAGGUCCCCAAGCCCUCCGCUUGCGUCUCCGGCACCAAGGUGGGCGAGCGGUUGCUGCUGCCCCGUUCCAGAGGGGGCGGCCCCGUCGCGAACGAGGUGACCCUCAUAGACUUUGGGGACGAGCUCCUUCCCGCCAGCCCGUCUCCCGUCGGGGACUUCUGCGCCCCCUCCUUGGCCCGCCUGGCCAUGGAGGCCUUCUCCUUGUUGGACAAGACCCCUCCUCAGAGCCCCACCCAAGCGCUGCCCCGCCCCUUGCACCCCACGCCCAUCGUGGACUGGGACGCCCGGCCUCUGCCUCCCCCGCCGGCCUACGACGACGUGGCCCAAGACGAGGACGACUUUGAGGUCUCUUCCAUCAACAGCACCGAAGGGCUGGUGGGACAGGCGCGGGGCCGAGCCUGGGACAAAGGGGAGCUCAACGGCGGCUUCGCCCCCGAAGGAGACCGCCCGGCUCUCCCCUUGGAGGACAACCUCUUCCUGCCCCCCAAGGAGAACAAGCAACCCAGCCCGGCUCAAACCACGGAGAUCUUCCAAGAACUCCAGCAGGAAUGCAUGAAGCACCUCAAUGUCCCCUUGGGGGGACCUUCCGUGGCCGCCAUCACCAGUCCAGGGGAUGACAAGCCGCAAAUCCCGCCCCGCGUGCCCAUCCUGCCCCUCCCGUUCCGCCGGAACGAGCCCAGCCGGUGGUCCGGGGACCUCUCGCCCGCUUCCGGAGGAGGAGUCGGGGAGGAAGCCCGCCCGCCCCAGAUCCCUCCGCGAGAUCGGUUGUCCCAACCGGGAUCCAGAACUCCCAGCCCGAGGGCCCUCCACGGCGGAUCUCCCCAGCCGAGGACCAACCUCUGCUCCCCGCUUUCUCUGGGGGCCUUCCUCUCCACCUCCCCCGGGAAGCAGCCCAUGCCCACCACCCAGAGUUUCGCCUUGGACCCCAAAUAUGCCACCCCCAAGGUCAUCCAGGCCCAGGGGAAGGAGAGCGUCAAGGGCCCCUGCAUCCUGCCCAUCGUGAAGGACGGACGCAAAGUCAGCAGCACCCACUACUAUCUCCUUCCCGAGCGUCCGCCGUACCUGGACAAGUACGAAAAGUUCUUCAAGGAGGCGAAGAGCCAGGAGGACAGCGUGGUGGCGCCCAGCCGAGCGGUCACCACGGCAACGGUGCGGCCCAUGAUCCAGCAGCCGCCAGACUACAAGGCCAACUUCUCGUCCAACAACAGCAACAGCGCCGUCAAGGCCACCUGCGGUCUCCAGAAGAUCAUCUACGAUAGUUCGGAGGGCCCCCGGAGUUCGGAAAAGAUACGGCUGGUCCAGGAUACUGUGCACGGUGUCACCACCGAAGAGUGUAAAGCCGCCCUACAGAAUCACAACUGGAACGUGCAAAAGGCUGUCCAGUAUCUGAAGGUGGAGCAGCUCUUUUGCCUGGGCCUGAAGACGAGGCUGGAAUGUCACAAGAUUCUGGAGAUGUUCAACUGGAACUUGGAGCAGGCCAGUUCUCACCUGCUGGACCCCUACAAUGCUUCCCAACUCAAGCGGUGAACAGCAUUCAUCUUCUCAAGCAAUUGACCCCUGGGCGGCGUGGGGGGGAAUGCCCAGAAUUGUCUUCCCAACCCUAUUGGACCAAGAGUCGCUUUCGAGGCUGUGGACGAUGGAUUCCAGAGAGGCCACCCUGGAGCUAGGACUGCUGUGAACAGCCAGCAGGGUCCCCCCCUGCCUCCCCUCUCAGCCGGGGACUGCAGCCCGCUCCCCUCUCUUGCAGAGAGAGCCAGGCUCCGAGGGGGCUUGCGCCCUCCGGCUUCGGCUCGACCUCCUCGCUGCUGGAUUCCUUUUGUAAAGAGAAGUGUUAACAUUAAUAUAUAUAUAUAAAUACUCGG